Molecule: messenger RNA, 992 nt
Organism: Vollenhovia emeryi
Lineage: Eukaryota; Metazoa; Arthropoda; Insecta; Hymenoptera; Formicidae
Product: mitochondrial inner membrane protease ATP23 homolog
Exons: 6
Coding region: 118-894 (258 amino acids)
Biological process (GO): mitochondrial proton-transporting ATP synthase complex assembly; mitochondrial protein processing
Cellular component (GO): extrinsic component of mitochondrial inner membrane
Molecular function (GO): metalloendopeptidase activity
Source: RefSeq, a predicted model, not a curated record
GUGGGUUUACCAUAACCUCAAGUUGGGGAAACACGCUUGCCGCUGCGCGAGAGUAUUCGGUGCAAUUGAUAUUUAUUUAUCUGGAUUUACUACGUCGGUUUUUCUACUCGCGCGACGAUGACGAUCAAGAAUGAGAGGGCGAACGAGGGAGAGAAGAAGGAGAGCGGCGUCGGCGAAGGAGCAGCCGCGAAUAACGGCGAUCUGUGGGGCUCGGACAUGUAUCCGGAGAGGAGAGGAGAGAAAUUUAAGCCUAGCUGGUUUAAGAGGUUCAUUGGUGCCGAGGGACGAGAAGCGAUAGACAAGAACAGAUGCGAGGAUAACGUUUAUAAAUGUGUAAACCGUAGUCCCAUAGUAAAACUCAUGCUGGGAGCACUGAAGGGUUCCGGAUGCGAAAUAGACAUCCGACGACAUAUUUCUUGCGAGGUGUGCAAUCCGAUAGCAACUGGUGGAUACGAUUCAGAAUUUAAUCAGAUAGUUGUCUGUCAAAAUUCGGCCACUAGUGAGAACAUGGUUCGAGGAGUUCUUCUACAUGAAAUGAUUCACAUGUUUGAUUAUUGCCGUAAUGAAUUAGACGUGAAAAAUAUCGAGCAUCUAGCCUGUACAGAAAUUAGAGCGGCAAAUCUUGCACACUGUAGUUUUAUGAGCUCGCUAUUUCAAGGCGACUCGUCUUUCUUUAACAUAAAAGAGACGCAUCAGGCUUGCGUAAAGCACAAAGCUAGAUUGUCAGUGAUGGCUGUGCAUAAAGUAUCGGCAGAAGUGGCAAACGCGGCUAUUGAAAAGGUGUUCACAAAAUGUUACAAUGAUUUGGAACCAGUUGGUAGAAGACUUCGUAGAAAUUCAUUUGAUAUGCCAAGAGCGUAUGCAGAAGGACAUUUAUAUGGAUAUGAUAUGUAAAUACUUAAGAAAUUGUGUGAGAAAGAUUAGCCGCAUUUUCCGUGGGAAAAGGAUGGAAAAAGAUUUGCUUUAACGAUAUAGAAAUAAGAACUUAAAAA